Molecule: messenger RNA, 608 nt
Organism: Exserohilum turcica Et28A
Lineage: Eukaryota; Fungi; Ascomycota; Dothideomycetes; Pleosporales; Pleosporaceae
Exons: 1
Coding region: 96-269 (57 amino acids)
Source: RefSeq, a predicted model, not a curated record
UCAGGCAACAAGUUAGACUUUGGAGAGCAUUUGGCCGGCACGGAACCUCUGCCAGCCACUGUCAGUGUCAAUUACAAUGCGGCCGUUCUGGUCCAAUGUCAUUUUCCGAAGCUGACCUCACCAUCCUGGCCCAUGGCAAAAGCCGUGGUGGAGUCGCUUCGUACCGGGCAACCCCCUUUUUAUGGUUGAACAGCCUAUUUGCCAUGUACCGAAAACAACCCGACUUUGCAGCGAGGCAGAGGCGUCUUGGUGGCGUGGAGGCAGCAUAGUAGUGCCGAAGCGGUUCUGGUGGUACGCUAGAUGGCAUGUCGCAACGGUUUCGCGAGCGAGGUGAUGUUUACGAGAAGGGCGACUGGCUGGCAUUGGGUAAGAGUGAGCGGGCCACGGUGGGAGCGUUCUGAAGGGCGCUCCUAUCUCGGAGCAUGUGUCGCAGGCAUUCAACAAAACUCUAACAUGGCGAUGCAAGGCUGCGUUAGGUUUCACAGGCCUCUGGGUUUCUUGCAGCUGUGCGGUCUAGCGCCGCCACCGACUAAGCUAUGGCAGGUAAGUGGCUAUCCACUUGGUGCUUCAUCGAGGCGUGCGAUCUCAUGGCGGACGAUCGCCUGCCU